Molecule: messenger RNA, 1955 nt
Organism: Polyodon spathula (Mississippi paddlefish)
Lineage: Eukaryota; Metazoa; Chordata; Actinopteri; Acipenseriformes; Polyodontidae
Gene: ripk3
Product: receptor-interacting serine-threonine kinase 3
Exons: 6
Coding region: 1058-1930 (290 amino acids)
Biological process (GO): protein phosphorylation
Molecular function (GO): ATP binding; JUN kinase kinase kinase activity
Source: RefSeq, a predicted model, not a curated record
ACUUAUUUCAAAGUUGAUUCUCAGAGGGGGACCCCUCAGCGUAUUUUGAUGCACUACUACUGUCACGAUAGACGGGGUGAAUAACAGUCAAGUAUAUUUAUUCUAAUUUCAAUAGGUAGCCGAACUACGCCACCUGGUGGAAGGUACGGGCACCAAGCCCCAUUAUUUGGGUAUACGCUGGUUAUUAGGAAUCUAAUACAAGGUAACACUUCUAUCGGGAUCCCUCAUUGCAGGUUAUUUUUGAUCCCAGGACCACACAACACAAGGUAAUUCAAAAUAGAUUUUUUUUUUGGUACACUCCUUUCUUUAAAAGAUGGAAUUUCAUAGAUCACAGCACACAAUAUCGUUUAUAUUGUUGAUCUGGUUAACGCAGGGUAGUCUAAUUAGAAUACAUUUUAAAACACAUUAUUCAGUAACCCUUUAAUAGCGGGGGGUAUAGAAAUUAAAAAGAAUGCAUCCGAAUUUGCCAAAAUUGUAUCUUUUGCCGAGAGAAAAUAAAACCAAAUGAAAGUCAAUUUCAGUCUCACGAGUCUGUCUUGUUUCUGUUCAUCUCUAUGGAGGGUGCGACUGAUUGAGUCUUUGCAAAGUGUUUAGAAACAGAAGUUCGUGUUCAGCCUCGAUCACGGACUCUCCCGAGCGGCAAUGAUAAAGCUUCAGCUGGUAACAGCCCUGGGCUCCGGCGCACCAAAGCAAUUCAGCACAAGAACAGAUUUCAGGGUUCACUUGAUAGUCAGUAUUUGUUACUUCAUUUGUCUAUCAAAUACAGAAACAGUCUCAGCUUACUAGUCAUUCCAAACGGUUUAUCUCGCAAGGGGUGCUCGGCAGCUACCGUGUUAGAGAGUCAGCGAAAACACACACCCGUUAUCUUCUGCAGCCAAACACGACCACAGACAGACACAGCCCUUCCUGUAUUGCACUUCCCUGCUCCCUGCCCCGGUCGCGUCUCUUCCAGUCUCCGUGCUCCUCUCUCGCACUCCGGGUCUUUAAAGGUGUGUGGAUCUGCUUAAUGUUUUACGAGCUCUCCCUUCCUCUCUCUCUGUGAAGAGAAGGCUGCACAAUGUCUGCAGAGGUGUCCAUCAAGCAGGACCUGAUCGAUGCAGACAGCCUGCUAGAUAGGGUCCAGAUUGGAUCAGGAGGGUUUGGAGUCAUCUAUAAAGCCCGUCACAAAGACUGGGCCUUUCCCGUGGCUAUCAAAGAGCUGUACGGGCCGAGCAGCAAUGACCUGCUGAGUGAAGCCAGGCUGAUGUGUGAAGGCAGAUGCCAGUUUGUGCUGCGCUUGCUGGGGGUGUGCCGGUCCCCUGUGCCCCAGGGGCCCUGGAGGCUGAGCCUCGUCAUGCAGUUCAUGGAGAACGGGUCCCUGGAGGCCCUGCUGGAGAGGCUCAGCAAGCUGCCCUGGCCCCUCACUUUCAGACUUGCCCACCAGGUGGCGCUGGGGAUGAACUUCCUGCAUCUGCGCAACCCUGUUCUCCUGCACCUGGACCUGAAACCCAGCAACGUGCUCCUGGAUGACAGCUUCAACGCUCAGUUGACAGAUUUUGGCCUGGCCAAGCUGAUGAGUUCUGUGUCUUCAGUUUCGAGAGAGAGUCAAGGUGGGACUAUAAGCUACAUGCCCCCUGAAGCUAUAGAAGAUGUGAACUACAAACCCACACCUGCAUAUGAUGUGUACAGCUAUGCCAUUGUGCUCUGGUCCCUAAUCACUGGAGAGAAACCCUACUCUCAUGCAAAUUCCAGUUUGAUCAAGUGGCACAUCCCUCAAGGACAGAGGCCGAAUAUUUCGUGCAUCGACUCGACUGCAACAGAGAAGCUGGAAGACAUCGUGGAGCUGAUGCAGAGCUGCUGGGACGGGGACCAGGACAACCGGCCCCAGUUUAGCAGUGAGCUGCUUUUCACAGAGCUCUACACUUUAGUAGCGGGGUUCCGAAAAAUCUAGCGUUGCACGUCCCCACGCUCUGCUA